Messenger RNA from Gadus macrocephalus (Pacific cod), 1115 nucleotides. RefSeq names its product glutamate receptor ionotropic, kainate 5-like. NCBI's taxonomy places the organism in Eukaryota, Metazoa, Chordata, Actinopteri, Gadiformes, Gadidae. Bases 70 to 720 code for a protein of 216 amino acids. The transcript is spliced from 4 exons. The record is from RefSeq and is a predicted model, not a curated record.
UGUUUUCGUCCCGUUCAAGGUGGCGGUGCAGGCAGCCAGCAGACCGUUCUCCAUGAGGAGCAGUAGAAGAUGCCGGCUCUGCCAGCACUGCUGCUGUCGAUACACUGUGUCUCCUUCCUGCUAGUUACCAUGGCGCCUCGCUCCCUCAGCCUGGCCCCAGUGCUCUCCUCUGUCCGCAUGGCGGCCAUCCUGGACGACCAGUCGGUGUGCGGCCGCGGGGAGCGGCUGGCCCUGGCCCUGGCCAGGGAGAACAUCAACAGCGUGAUGGAGGGCCCGUCGCGCGCCCGCGUGGAGGUGGACAUCUACGAGCUGCAGAAGGACUCCCAGUACGACACCACCGACACCAUGUGUCAGAUCCUACCCAAGGGUGUCGUCUCGGUUAUAGGUCCCGCCUCCAGCCCCGCCUCCGGCUCGACUGUCAGUCACAUAUGUGGGGAGAAGGAGAUCCCUCAUGUAAAGAUCGGUCCAGAGGAGACCCCUCGCUUGCCGUACCUGCGCUUUGCGUCCGUUACGCUGUACCCCAGCAACGAGGACCUGAGCCUGGCUGUCGGGGCCAUCCUGCGCUCCUUCAGCUACCCCUCUGCCAGCCUGGUGUGUGCCAAGGCCGAGUGUAAGUACAACUCAGACCGUGGGUUCUGGCCCAACCAUGUGCAUGCUGUUCAUGGGAUCAGAAUGAGUGUCUGGUGGUUAAAUCCGUGUUGGAUUACAUGUUUAGCGUAAGUAUGUCUGUGGGUGUAGGGUAUUUGUAUGGGAGUAUGCAUAUGAUCAGAUUAUGAUUUAUGACGAGGACGAUGGUGUUUUGGACUGCAAGUAAUGUGAGCAUUAGUAACGUCAUAUUGAGGGUGUGUACAACGUAUGUGUAUGAUGUGUACAUGUGCAUGAUUGUACAUGCGUGUCUGUGUGCAUUUGUGGGUUUAUCUGUUUCUAUAUGUGUUUGUGUGUGUGUGUGUGUAUGUGUGACAUGGUUCGAAACACUCCUACUGAGGAAUCAGUUGGAGUGUAAUACCUGUAAAAACAGGUGUUACAGCCACACACAUGCACAAAUACACACACACACACACACACACACACACACACACACACACACACACACACACACACACACACACACACAC